CUGUCUGUCGCGGCACACUUACGACACGACGUACACAAUACUAGUACACACAUUGGCCGGCCGUCCAUCCAUCCACACCGGCCGGUGUCUCCUUGCCGCUGUGCCGCCCUCAUCCUUGCUUCACCUCCCUCAGCAGAUCAGCCACGAACGGUGGAAGCAGCCACCGCCCACAGUCGAUCCACUGAACGAUUCUCAGCAAGAAUGAGGCACUGCACUGCAUGACAACAUCCACCUCGUUGGCAGCAGAAGAACGGGAUGGGAGGAGAAAAACAUCACACACACAUCUGUUUUGGGUGCGCGCUGUCUGGCUGUCCCACUUCUAUCAGCCGGCCUGACACCUUUGCUCAUCAAUGCCUCGACACAUCGACGAACACAGGUGCACGUCGUGCAGACGAGAUGGGAGCACCCAGACGCAUGAACACCCAACAUCAGAUCACCCGACGGACAGGCAGACAAGCUCAGCCAGCCCCUCACUUUCACACGCCAGACACACACAACAGACAGACCACUGCGUACUCACCACCCACCAUACGCACACGCACACGAGCAAAAUCGCCCGUCGUGCACUGUGUUGUUGAAACACGCCUAGGCGGGUGAGUGUCCCCCCACCCUCCCUCCCAAGUUCCCUUCCCCAUCCCUUGUGUGUGUGUGGUGGGAGGGGUGUGGUUACUCGAACACCCAUCCGGGUACGACGUAUGAUCUGUUUGUGGCGGCCUUGGGCGUGUGGUAGGCGCCACGCAUGUCGCCUACUAUCAGAUGCUCAUACCUACAGACACACACAUUACACAGCACACCAAUGCGUGCCGGGCGGCCCCCCGCAGGUGAUGCGGCUCUUUCCCUACUGUUUGUCGGUCAGCUCGCCCCGCUUCCACUUCUGUGUGCAGCAGAACUUGAACCACGGACCUGACACAUACACACAGGCAAACACACACACACGGCUCACUGCCUUGCACCCAGCCCUUGCUGCACUGUCUGUUGUGUGUGCCAGCCAGCUUCCCGACUCCGCCCACCAGGGUUGUUCGGCAGCAUGGUGUACUCCGGUGGGUGGCACCACACCAUGAUCCAGCACUGAUUGAUGCCAACACACGCACACCACAGACAAACAGACAAACAGACAGAUCACGCGACGAAGCCCCAUCGUUGUGCUCUGCGCUGUUGCCGUCUUGGCUGCCGUGCUGUGCUGUGCUGUUGGUGUGCCGUUGGUGUGGCUUUGUCCUUACCCAUCCCACCGUGAACCAUCCGAGGCACCAUCUGUUUUGGAAGACCACCUUGUCGCGGGUCAAGCCCGGAAAGUACUUCCAGAAGAAAUCCGCCGGUAAGACCAUGGCGGCGGGCAACCUCCUCCCGCCUCUUUCUCCCUCUCUUCGCAAAGUGAGCG
Vitrella brassicaformis is the source of this 1378-nucleotide messenger RNA. Lineage: Eukaryota; Vitrellaceae. The record is from the annotation of a GenBank genome assembly.